GUGAUAACUGUCACUGUCACCUGUCUUCUAAGUUCUCGGCGUUCACGCCGGUUCCUAUAGCCUCUUCUCGCUUUUGCUUGCUCGCGUUUGUUUGAUUUGCGUCUAGGGGUUAUUUUAAAUUUUCGCAAUUCUGUGUUGUUUUUGUCAAAGAAAAAGAUCAAAUCCUUGAAAAAUGGCGGCUGCUAUGCCCAUCAACCCCAAACCAUUCCUUAAUAGUUUGACUGGAAAGUCAGUUUUGGUCAAAUUAAAAUGGGGCCAUGAGUACAAAGGUCUACUAGUUUCAGCUGACGGUUAUAUGAACCUUCAGCUCGCCAAUACAGAAGAAAUUGUUGAUGGUUCCUGUACAGGUAAUCUCGGAGAAGUGCUGAUCAGGUGUAACAAUGUCCUUUAUGUCAGAGGUUCAGAAGAGGAAGACGAAGAAGGGGAAAUGAAAGAAUAGAUUAUAAAAUAGUUCUAAGUACUGUCAUCUUGUGUGGUUGUUUGUAUGAUUGACAUACAUUGCGACUUUCCAAAGUGUUAACUUUGUGAUUUAGAUUAUAAGCAACAAUUUCCAUAUAACAUUGGCUUUGAUUUAACUUCAUAUUUAAUGAUAUACCCCAUACAUACUUAAGUCACGUCUUCAUACCUUUUAGGGUAGACAAGGGUUAAAGUUUCAGAAAGAAAGAAACUUCCAGCUGUAUGGUUAAUGAUGGAAUCUAGAUUUUAAUAUAGGUGGUCAGCGCUUACUAGCCCAUCACCUUAAAGACUUUGGAGUAUUAGAUAUUCCCUUGCUCCACAGUAAGAGACAAUCUUAAUCAAUCCUAUUACAUAUCUGAUAUUAGAAAACUAGAUUGGUUCCCAUAAAGACCAACAACCAAGACUCAGGAUAAUCAGGAUUUCUUUUUCUUUAUUUGGCGGACCAAACCGGGAACCUAGUCAUAUCGAUAAUUGUAAAUGUGGUCCAUUACUUUUUAAUUGUUAAUAAAAAAUGAUGUGGUUUUUAACGAUUUAUUUUAAUUAACAAAUAUUUACAGAGAUCACAACAUUAAAAGUCACAAGACCUACAUAGACAGUACAAUAUCAUAUUUUUUCUAUGCCACUUAUCGUAUAGAGUUCUAUCAUGGUGAGACUCCGUGAAGAACGGCCGAGCCGAGGUCGCCGGGACACGCAAUGUGAGUGAGGGUAGCCCACGCUCUCGGCACCAAAGCGGUAGGUAGGCGAUGGGACAACUCAAUGGGACUAGUGAGAUAAACAUUUUUUUUUAUAGUUCAUUGUACUUCUACAAGAAUCAUAAUGAAAGUAAAGCUUCUCACAAGUCUCUGGCAGAUAAAAGCUUAAAUAUAUUUUGAGAAAUAAAUGGACAUUUAAUUCAUUUCUUUAGGUAACUCCUGAAAUAAUGGUAAACUAUAAUGACAGGUUUUUUUUAUUGAAAUAUUCAUUUUUUAAAUAUA
Molecule: messenger RNA, 1430 nt
Organism: Amyelois transitella
Lineage: Eukaryota; Metazoa; Arthropoda; Insecta; Lepidoptera; Pyralidae
Gene: SmF
Product: small nuclear ribonucleoprotein F
Exons: 3
Coding region: 173-439 (88 amino acids)
Biological process (GO): spliceosomal snRNP assembly; mRNA splicing, via spliceosome
Cellular component (GO): catalytic step 2 spliceosome; U1 snRNP
Molecular function (GO): RNA binding
Source: RefSeq, a predicted model, not a curated record